AUGCCAAUUCCUGUGUACUGGUAUCCCCCCUUCAAUGCUGUCAAGCUCAAUGUGGAUGGUGCAUGUAGGGGGAAUCCUGGGUCUGGGGAUGGAGGGGGCAUUAUUAGAGGUUAUGAUGGUCGGAUUCUCGCUGCUUUUGCUAACUUUUAUGGGGAUUGUACCAAUUCCAUUGUAGAAAUUAGAGCAUUGAGGGAUGAUCUCCAAAUUUGUGCUGAGAUGGGGUUUUCCUAUUUUCAUGUUAACUCAGACUCUACCAUGGUUGUGCGUUGUACUUCCUCGAAAAGAUGCAAUCUUUGGAAAGGCUGGUAUUGGUUCCACGAAAUUCAGGUUUUGAUUGAUUCGCUCCGCCCAAUGAUCACUUUCACCUGUAGAGAAGGUAACAGUGUAGCCGAUUGGCUGGCAAAUUGA
This is a messenger RNA of Telopea speciosissima, 408 nucleotides long. RefSeq lists its product as uncharacterized. Bases 1 to 408 code for a protein of 135 amino acids. NCBI's taxonomy places the organism in Eukaryota, Viridiplantae, Streptophyta, Magnoliopsida, Proteales, Proteaceae. Gene Ontology annotation, molecular function: nucleic acid binding; RNA-DNA hybrid ribonuclease activity. The transcript has a single exon. The record is from RefSeq and is a predicted model, not a curated record.